Oryza brachyantha (malo sina) is the source of this 2111-nucleotide messenger RNA. Its product is annotated as protein NRT1/ PTR FAMILY 3.1-like. The record is from RefSeq and is a predicted model, not a curated record. NCBI's taxonomy places the organism in Eukaryota, Viridiplantae, Streptophyta, Magnoliopsida, Poales, Poaceae. Gene Ontology annotation, molecular function: transmembrane transporter activity. The transcript has 4 exons. The coding region runs from base 36 to 1934 and encodes 632 amino acids. Gene Ontology annotation, biological process: oligopeptide transport; transmembrane transport. Gene Ontology annotation, cellular component: plasma membrane.
UACACACCAAGCUCAAGCUGUACGUUGCUGUACACAUGAUGCAAACGAGUUCAUCGUCUCCGCCGCAACCACCGCGGAUGGAGACGGUGGAGGCAGCCAUGGCGGAUCACGAGGAGACGAAGAAGGGCAAGAGCAGGAAGAAAGGUGGCUUCAGAACGAUGCCCUUCAUCUUCGCCAACGAGGUGGCGGAGAAGCUGGCCGUGCUGGGGUUCAGCACAAACAUGCUCAUGUAUCUCACGAAGCAGCUGCACAUGCCGCUCGCCAAGGCCGCCACCACCCUCACCAACUUCGGCGGCGUCUCCGCCAUGACGCCGCUCAUCGGCGCCUUCCUCGCCGACGCCUUCGUCGGCCGCUUCUGGACCAUCGCCGCCGCCUCCCUCGUCUACCAACUGGGCAUGCUCCUGCUGACGGUGUCGGCGGCGCUGCCGGUGUUCCGGCCGCCGCCGUGCAGCGGCGCCGUCGGGGCGAGCGGUGGGGCCGGGGCCGCCGGCGCGGGCGCGUGCGAGGAGGCGGCGCCGUGGCAGCUCGCGGUGCUGUACGUGGCGCUGCUGCUGAACGCGCUCGCCGCCGGCGGGUACCGGCCGUGCAUCGUGGCGUUCGGCGCGGACCAGUUCGACGAGUCGGAGGCGGCGGAGCGGGCGCGCACCUGGGGCUUCUUCAACUGGUACUACUUCUGCAACGGCGCGUCGCAGCUGGUCGCCGUCACGGCGGUGGUGUACGUGCAGGACAACGUCGGCUGGGGGUUGGGGCUCGGCGUGCCGACCUUCUGCAUGGCCGUCUCCGUCGUCGCGUUCGUCGCCGGGUACCCGCUGUACCGGAGGCUGGAGCCGGCGGGGAGCCCGUUCACGCGGCUGGCGCAGGUGGUCGUCGCCGCCGUCAGGAAGCGGCGCGUGCCGAGGGCCGCCGUCGAGGCCGGGACGCUCUACGAGAACGACGACAUGGACGCGCCCAUCUCGCUCUACGGCAAGCUCGUCCACACCGAACAGCUCAGCUUUUUCGACCGAGCGGCCAUCGUCAUCGACGGCGACCUGAAGACGGACGCCAGCGACGGCAAGCCGCCGUCGCCCCCCGUCCCCGACGCGUGGCGGCUGAGCACGGUGCACCGCGUGGAGGAGCUCAAGUCGGUGCUCCGGAUGGGCCCGAUCUGGGCGGCGGGCAUCCUGGUGAUCACGGCGGCGUCGCAGCAGCACACCUUCGCCCUGCAGCAGGCGAGCACCAUGGACCGCCGCCUCGCGCCGGGGCUGUCGUCCUUCCAGAUCCCGGCGGGCUCCAUGACCGUCUUCCACAUGCUCGCCAUGCUGGCCACCCUCCUCGCCUACGACCGCGUGCUCGUCCCGCUGGCCCGCCGCGCCACGGGGCUGGACCGCGGCAUCUCCUACCUCCACCGCAUGGGCGUCGGGUUCGCCGUCACCGUGGCGGCCACCCUCGUCGCGGGCUUCGUGGAGCGCCGCCGGAGGGCCGCCGCCGCCGCCGCGGGCACCACCGACGCCGGCACGGCGCCGCUGUCGGCCUACUGGCUGGUGCCGCAGUACGCGCUCCACGGCGUGGCGGAGGCGUUCAACUCCGUGGGCCACCUCGAGUUCAUGUACGACCAGUCGCCGGAGAGCAUGCGCAGCAUGGCGACGGCGCUCUUCUGGCUGUCCAUCUCGCUGGGGAGCUACGUCAGCACCAUGCUCAUCACCGCCGUCCACCGGUGGAGCGCCGGCGCCGACGGGUCCAACUGGAUCCCCGACAACAUCAACCACGGGAGGCUCGAGUACCUCUACUGGAUCGUCACGCUGCUCCAGCUGCUCAACCUGGUGUACUACGUCAUAUGUGCCAAGUGCUACACGUUCAAGCCCUUGCAGCUCCACGAGGACGACGACGACGAUCACCGCAAGCCCCAAGUUGAGCUGCAAGAAAAGUUGAGCUGCAAGAAAAGGCUGCACCAUUGAGUCAUUGAGCUAGUGAAGAAGAGCAUGGAUGUAAUCUGAGACGAAGGUCUAGCUAGAACAAAGUUAGGUAGAUUUAUCAACCUUGAGGUAUAUAUCACUCAGCAUAUGUAUGUACUGUUGGUUGAUUUAUCGGUUAGCCGAUAUUUAGGAAAGGAUAUAACCACCGUAAUCCUAUCC